AUGUUGCUGCAUUUUUCGUGUUAAACGAUUAAUCGAUUCUUUUGUGCGCGUAUCAAUCUCUGAUUAUUUAAAUCAGAUUAUUUAAAUCCAUUUAAAAUCAUUAUUAGAACGAAAAGGAGAGGAGAGGAAAAAAGUGUAAAGAAUACGGCUGAAACAAACAGAUAUAUAUUUCGAGAAAAAUAUAGUCAUACGUCAUACGUCAAACAGAAUCGCGCUCGCAAUCACGUGUUCUCGAUAAUAAAUAACAAAGUGUAAAAGCGCGCAGUUUUCACGAACAGUUGUCAGAUUAGAUCGCGUUAUUUAAAUUUGAAAUUUCCAAGCGUGUGCUUCUCGUAUCUUGCUGUAAUAUCGGAGGAUAUUUUGAGGAAAGAACGAGUCGUCGUGUAUCAUUGUUUGAUCAUCGAAAUUGUCAUCGAAUUUCUCAAGAUGGGAAAAUCAAAGUUGAAGAAGAAACUAAAGCAAGAAGGUGAAUCGGCAGAAAAAUCGACAAGUACGAAAGUGCCAAUAGAAAAUUUACCACAAAAAUUUCUCUGGAUGCAUGUGAAGAGCGGCACAAAAAUCAGAAAUGUUCUUGACUAUGCAUUGAAGGAAUUCCCCAAUUAUAAUAGCAUUGUUUGGACUGGAAUUGGACAGGGUAUUGCGAAAGCCAUUUCUUGCGCGGAACUUUUCAAGAGGAAGCAUGAAAGCCUCCACCAAGUCACAAAAUUAUGUUAUAUGGAACCGGAAAAUCCGAAAGAGGACAUAACUACUGAGACUCAUCAAAUACCAGAAGUACACAUCUUGUUGACUAAGUAUAUUAAGGACACAACUGAGCUCGGAUAUCAAGCGCCCGACGAUUGUGGAGAAUUUCCGGAGAAGAAAGAAGAAUCAAAAUCAAUGAAAAACGUUGACAAUAUGCUUUGCAGUGAUACCGAAUUAAUGAUAAAAAAACCACACAUCGGGCAGAAAAGGAACAAUGAAAUUAAUAAUGCGAAAUUACCCUCGAAAAAAUAUAAAAAAAGUAUAUCUUAACAUUUAUAAUAACAU
This is a messenger RNA of Camponotus floridanus (Florida carpenter ant), 1026 nucleotides long. RefSeq names its product ribonuclease P protein subunit p25-like protein (gene Rpp25). The coding region runs from base 427 to 1011 and encodes 194 amino acids. Gene Ontology annotation, biological process: tRNA 5'-leader removal. Gene Ontology annotation, cellular component: ribonuclease MRP complex. The transcript has 5 exons. The record is from RefSeq and is a predicted model, not a curated record. Gene Ontology annotation, molecular function: RNA binding. NCBI's taxonomy places the organism in Eukaryota, Metazoa, Arthropoda, Insecta, Hymenoptera, Formicidae.